GGCUCUCGGUGUCUUGCGUUGGUUGGUCAGAGCACUCGGAGCCCAGUCGAAACCCCUUCGAGAGAAGUGUGCCGAGCUUUGCUCAGGGCGGUCGUGCGAUAGGAGAAUCGAUCCGUAACGUUAUCUGAUGCGACGUGAACGUACGUGAGCCGCCGAUCGUCAGUGGACAGCGGAGCCGCUACGUAGCCGACCUUGACAUCUCCACGAUUUGAGUGUAGUGCCGCCGUGGUGCCAAAAAGUGAUCGUCCGCCAGAAACUGAGUUGCGUCCUCGUUGGCAGUGGAGGGGGGGAGAAAAUGACCAGUAGAAGCCAGCACUAUGGAUUCCAGUCGGCCACCGUGGUGCAGCCUGCCAAUGGCGGUCACACCUAUCUGUUUGGAAACAACGGCUCGGAGAACGACCUGUCGGAGGAGGAUGGCGAGAACUACGAGCUGCGGCCUCGUGGCAGAGAGAGGCUUCGGAGGAGCACCUCCAGAGAGAGGAUGGACGAUAUUAUCUACCUGACCAGAGAUAUCCAGGAGGGUGACACUCUGAACAGCUUUUCCCUGCAGUACCAUUGCUCAGUGGCUGAUAUUAAGCGUGCCAACAACCUCCUGACAGAACAGGACUUCUUUGCGCUGCGGUCAGUUAAAAUUCCCGUGAAGCGCUUCAGCGUCCUUACCGAGACUCACACCACCGGUCCUCUUAAAUCUGCCUCGCCCUCGGGUGCCAGGCGACUGCCUCAGAUCACACCCAUUACCUCCCUCCCUUCAGAGUCCUCCACAGACUCUUCUUCCUCCACCGACAGCGUGGAGGGAUUCCUCCUGGAGAAGGACAAGGACAUUGAGCGGCUGGUGAAAUCCACAGGCCCGUCUCGGAACAGCCUGAAUGAGGUCGUCUCCUCCUUAACGCUGCAGCAGCAGCCGCUGCUAGCAGAAGUAGAGUAUAAACCAGCACAGAGAAAGGACCCUUAUUAUGGGGCCGACUGGGGCAUGAGAUGGUGGACGGCUGUGGCCAUCAUGCUGUUUGUUGGUAUCGUCACGCCCGUGUUUUAUCUGCUGUACUAUGAGGUUCUUGUGAAAGCUGAUGUCAGCCAUCAUGGCAUUCCUACCCAAGCUAACGGCCACGUGCCUCAUGGAAAUGUCCACGGCAAUAAUUUGGACCUUCCCGCUGGAGGAGACAUGAGAAGCCAUGCAGGGGCUGGGCCUGGACAUCAUGCUGGAAAUGUGGUCAAUGGAGAUCUCCAAGAACUGGAUGUGGACAAACCAGGAGGCGCCGGACACGGAGGGCGUGAGAAAACAUAGCAAAGGAUUAUAACUUUAUAAACAAUUUUGUUGCUAGCUAAGAGACAUGAUAAAACUGGGUACGUGUUCCCAUUUUUAAUAGUUUUUAUUGACUUAACACAGCAAUGCAAUCUGCCUGACUUGGACAGUCACUUUUAUAGGGUUGAGAGACUAGAUAUGAGUAAAGACCACAAUCAUUCCAUGUGUCUGACCACUUAGAGAUAUAUAUGCUUUUCAACAAGGUGCGUCUAUGGGCUGAAGACGGGUUCGGCUGUCUCUGCCAGAUGUCGCUUUUGACAGAGAUUUUAUACAAAAGGUCAGACUUUUUGGAACUUAAGUUUCAAAUAAUACUGUCAUCAGCAAAGCCAGAAAAACUUGUGAUGUUUUUGUUAUCAUCUUGGCUGCUGCAUUUUCAGUUAACCAGCUUCUUCAGUGAUGGAUCAGUAGCCACACCCUUAGACGAUCAAUACUUGUGGAUUUUGUCUCGCAGCAAAUCUACGGAAUUAAUCUCAAACUUGCCCUGUUUGUUCCGACUUUAUUUUUUGCCAUGAAAUCGUUUUUUUCAACACUGUUUGGAAAAGUAUACUUUUCUGCCGUUGUGUUUAAAACACAUUAAUUUAUUUCAUGACUAUUGAGCAUUCAUUUUGACUUACACUAUCAGUAUUGGAAGUUCCCGGGAGUUUCCAGUUUGAAUAUGUUACUAAAAUUCCAUGAAAUUUGUUUGAAUUUUUCUUUGACUGGAGGAAUGUCUUGUUUAUUUCAGGGGUUUUCCCCCUUUAAACAAAUAAUUCAAGAGCAUGGUGAGGAAAAUGGGAAAUGCACAGUAUUCCAACGAUGAUUCAUUGACUCGAUUCGAUCGUGAUUGACCACGUGAAAUUUAAGCCUUUAUUAUAUAGCCCUUUUAUUUCAUCUGUGUUCAUAUUUUAUGACAAAGCAUUUUGUGUUGUUGUUGACAGUAUGUGCCUUUCAACCUGUGGAAAAGUGCUACAGGCUGGAAAAUAAAUAAAUCUAUUUUGAAUAAAUUAUUGCCAGAGUGUA
Scophthalmus maximus (turbot) is the source of this 2299-nucleotide messenger RNA. RefSeq names its product LysM, putative peptidoglycan-binding, domain containing 3 (gene lysmd3). Bases 296 to 1282 code for a protein of 328 amino acids. NCBI's taxonomy places the organism in Eukaryota, Metazoa, Chordata, Actinopteri, Pleuronectiformes, Scophthalmidae. The transcript has 3 exons. Gene Ontology annotation, biological process: Golgi organization. Gene Ontology annotation, cellular component: Golgi apparatus. The record is from RefSeq and is a predicted model, not a curated record.